AUGUCGGACGUAGAAGACAACAACCAGCCCGAGGUCUCUGAGGAGGUCGAGGUUUCCGGCGAUGCCCCCAAGGGUCAGAUGUCCGUUCUCGACGCUCUCAAGGGUGUCCUGAAACUCGCCCUCAUCCAUGAUGGUCUUGCCCGUGGUCUGCGUGAGGCUUCCAAGGCCCUCGACCGUCGCGAGGCGCACAUGUGCGUUCUCAACGAGAAUUGCGAGGAGGAGGCCUACAAGAAGCUUGUCACUGCCCUCUGCCAGGAGCACAAGAUCCCCUUGAUCAAGGUCCCCGACGGCAAGCAGCUCGGCGAGUGGGCCGGUCUCUGCGUUCUCGACCGUGAGGGCAACGCGCGCAAGGUCGUCAACUGCUCUUGCGUCGUCGUUAAGGACUGGGGCGAGGAGUCGCAGGAGCGCUCUGUGCUCCUCAACUACUUCCAGACCGAGCAGUAA
Molecule: messenger RNA, 444 nt
Organism: Emericellopsis cladophorae
Lineage: Eukaryota; Fungi; Ascomycota; Sordariomycetes; Hypocreales; Bionectriaceae
Product: ribosomal protein S12
Exons: 3
Coding region: 1-444 (147 amino acids)
Biological process (GO): translation
Cellular component (GO): cytosolic small ribosomal subunit; ribosome
Molecular function (GO): structural constituent of ribosome
Source: RefSeq, a predicted model, not a curated record